Messenger RNA from Saccoglossus kowalevskii, 1422 nucleotides. RefSeq names its product actin-like protein 6B. Lineage: Eukaryota; Metazoa; Hemichordata; Enteropneusta; Harrimaniidae. The record is from RefSeq and is a predicted model, not a curated record.
GGAGCCGCCAUUGCACGACAGUUUGGGUCAUGCUUUCUUCUUUGUUGAUUUCACUAUUUUAAAGAAAAGCACAGCGUGUCGAAAAUGAGUGGCGGAGUCUAUGGAGGAGAUGAGGUUGGUGCCUUGGUCUUUGAUGUUGGUUCUACAUCACUCCGUGGCGGCUAUGCCGGGGAAGACUGUCCUAAGGCUGAGAUACCCAUGCACGUUGGUUUUAAAGAUGAACCAAAAGAAGAGUCCAUGGAGGUAGAUGGCAGCGGAGAUCAAACUAACAAAGACAGAAGUGGAAAGAAAUAUUACAUUGAUACAAAUGCUGUUCAUGUACCAAGAGACGGAAUGGAAAUGGCAUCUCCUCUUAGAGAUGGCAUGAUUGAAGACUGGGAUAUGUUCCAAGCUCUGUUAGAUCAUACCUAUAAAAAACACAUCAGAUCAGAAUCACCGCUACAUCCUGUACUAAUGUCAGAACCCCCUUGGAAUGUCAGAGGCAAAAGGGAAAAGUUAACAGAAUUGAUGUUUGAGCAGUAUAAUAUACCAGCCUUCUUUCUUUGUAAAAAUGCAGUUUUAUCAGCUUUUGCUAAUGGUCGUUCCACUGCUUUAGUUGUUGACAGCGGCGCAACCCACACCACUGCAGUCCCAGUGCAUGAUGGGUAUGCACUUGCAUCAGCUUCUGUGAAAAGUCCUCUUGCAGGAGAUUUUGUAACGCUCCAGUGCAAGCAGUAUUUUGAAGAACAAAACAUUGAAAUUGUGCCGUCAUAUAUUGUCGCUAAGAAGGAGGAAGUGGGUGAUGGUGCUCCACCUUGCUAUGUUAAGAAACAAAUACCAGAUGUAAGCAAGUCCUGGCAUAACUACAUGGUUAAAAAAGUGCUGCAGGAUUUCCAAGCCUCAGUAUUACAAGUAGCAGACGGUCCAUUUAACAAUGAAGAUACUACAAACUUAUUACCAUUACAGUAUGAAUUUCCAAAUGGCUAUCACCAAGACUUUGGACCGGAAAGAUUCUAUCUGGCUGAGGGUUUAUUUGACCCUUCUAACAUUAAGGGCUUGGAUGGUAAUACUAUGUUGAGUGUGGGACAUGUAGUAUCCACUAGUAUCGGGAUGUGUGAUAUUGACAUUAGACCAAGUAUGUAUAACAGUAUUAUUGUAACCGGUGGCAACUCCUUAUUGUUGGGCUUUGUUGACAGAGUAAAUAGAGAAUUAUCUAACAAAACACCACCGAGCAUGAGGUUAAAGGUCAUGAGUAGUGCUGGGACAGCAGAGAGAAGAUUUAGUUCAUGGAUUGGUGGAUCAAUUUUAGCAUCAUUGGGUACAUUCCAGCAAAUGUGGAUAUCUAAACAAGAAUAUGAAGAAUCAGGAAAAACUUGUGUCGAACGAAACUACCCCUUUGUUUGCACCUCUCAUAGUCGAGCAGCCAUCAUAACAUUGUCAUAA